Messenger RNA from Humulus lupulus (European hop), 1629 nucleotides. Its product is annotated as probable flavin-containing monooxygenase 1. Gene Ontology annotation, molecular function: flavin adenine dinucleotide binding; NADP binding; N,N-dimethylaniline monooxygenase activity. NCBI's taxonomy places the organism in Eukaryota, Viridiplantae, Streptophyta, Magnoliopsida, Rosales, Cannabaceae. The record is from RefSeq and is a predicted model, not a curated record. Bases 75 to 1019 code for a protein of 314 amino acids. The transcript is spliced from 3 exons.
AGAAUUUUAUCGCUCAUAGAACUAGAAAGUAUAUGAGUUUUGUGGUUGAGUAAUAAUAUUUUUUUUUCAAGCAUAUGUACUUACUGUCUUUAUUAUUAUAUGAAACUGAACUUGGCGGGGGGUUUUGUGUGAACUUUUUUUGCUCAAUAGGACCAGAAGGGAAACCAUGUACCAUGGUAGUAAGGACUCUGCAUUGGACAGUUCCCCAUUACUGGGUUUGGGGUUUGCCAUUUUUCCUUUUCUAUUCCACAAGGUCUGCACAGUUCCUCCAUGAAAGGCCCAACCAGAACAUUCUCAGGGUCCUCCUUUGCUCUCUUUUCUCUCCAUUAAUGAGGCAAGCGGUUUCAAAGUUCAUAGAAUCUUAUCUGCUGAGGAAGCUUCCUUUGGAAAAGUAUGGACUAAAACCAGAUCACCCUUUUGUGGAAGACUAUGCAUCUUGCCAGAUGGCUCUUAUGCCUGAAAACUUCUUCCCAGAAGCUGAUAAGGGAAAAAUUGUGUUCAAAAGAGCAUCAAAUUGGUGGUUCUGGGAAAAGGGAAUGGAGUUUGAAGACAAGUCUAAAAUUGAAGCUGAUGUUGUAGUCCUUGCAACUGGCUAUGAUGGAAAGAGAAAGCUUAAAGCUAUCAUGCCAGAGCCUUUUCGCAGCUUAUUGGAGUAUCCAUCUGGUCUUAUGCCACUAUACAGGGGUACGAUUCAUCCAAUGAUCCCAAACAUAGGAUUUGUAGGCUAUGUCGAAAGUGCUGCGAACCUGCAUACAUCUGAACUGCGUUCCAUAUGGCUGUCUCGACUGGUGGACAAGAAGUUUAAGCUCCCAGGAGUGUCGACAAUGCUUGACCGAACACUUAAGGAGGUGGGAGUUAUGAAGAGAACCACCCGGUUCUACAAGAGGAACUGCAUUUCUACUUACAGCAUCAAUCACAGUGAUGAAAUAUGUGAGGAAAUGGGAUGGACAGCUUGGAGGAAAAAGACCUGGUUAUGUGAAGCAUUUAGCCCUUACAGUAGUCAAGACUACUUUAACUAAGAUUGAAGUUACCAUAAAAUGAAGUCAAAAGGAUCUGCAUCAUUUAAUUUAUGCUUUAGCUAAGCUUACUAUGUACUAUGUACUAUGAGUCUAUGAGUAGGAAAAAAAGAAGAGAAAUAAAAAAUUUAGGGAAAGUAAAUGCAUAUAUAGUGUAUCCAACAAAUGAUAAUCUAAAUAAUGACUUUGGUUGACUUGAGCAAGAUAAACAGAUGAAAAUUGACAGAAAUUGGCCACUUGUAAAUUUGUCAACCAAAUUAUAUGCAAUAUGAUCUCAUGGUCGGCAACAGUAGUUAAGAAAGGCAUAUAGGACCACUAAAAGGGAGCAAAACAGAAAACAUACGUUAUAAUCCGAGGUAGCCAGAUGCAGCUCAUUUGGACACAGUUCUGCCGGCUGCCAUAGUAGUUUUGGUGUCCCCCUCAAACUCUACGUGGUUGGCCAAACUAUUGACUAAGGCAUUACCUUACAUGAUUAAAGAAAAAGACACAUAAAUUACAAGGAAAAACUUGUUUGUUUUUUUGUUACUGAUGAAUUUCACUAGAAUCAUCAGCUUGACUACACAUUGAACAGAAAAUGAUUGUCUUUAUUCAAAUAUAAAGGAAGGUUCAAACA